Vicugna pacos (alpaca) is the source of this 2342-nucleotide messenger RNA. The record is from RefSeq and is a predicted model, not a curated record. Lineage: Eukaryota; Metazoa; Chordata; Mammalia; Artiodactyla; Camelidae.
CCCACGGAGUGUAACGUCCUUGAACCUGUUCUGUGCAGUCAACUGCCUGGAUCAGCACGUCUGGAAGUCCCCGGAGAGCGUCGCUUUGAUCUGGGAGCGCGAUGAGCCUGGAACCGAAGUGAGGAUCACCUACAGGGAACUGCUGGAGACCACGUGCCGCCUGGCCAACACACUCAAGAGGCAUGGAGUCUGCCGAGGGGACCGCGUGGCCAUCUACAUGCCCGCCUCCCCGCUGAGCGUGGCGGCGAUGCUGGCCUGUGCUCGGAUCGGAGCCAUCCACAGCGUGGUCUUUGCUGGCUUCAGUGCAGUGUCUCUGACGGGCAGGAUCAAUGACGCCAAGUGCAAGGUGGUCAUCACAGUCAACCAGGCGCUGCGGGGCGGGCGCGUGUUGGAGCUGAAGAGGAUCGUGGAUGAGGCCGUGAAGCACUGCCCGAGCGUCCAGCACGUGAUGGUGGCCCACAGGACGGACCGCAAGGUGCACAUGGGGGACCUGGACAUCCCCCUCGAGCAGGCAAUGGCCAAGGAGGAGCCUGUGUGCGCCCCGGAGAGCAUGGGCAGCGAGGACAUACUCUUCCUGCUGUACACCUCGGGGAGCACCGGGAAGCCCAAGGGACUCGUGCACACGCAGGCGGGCUACCUGCUGUAUGCCGCCCUGACGCACCGGCUGGUGUUUGACUACCGUCCAGGCGACAUCUUCGGCUGUGUGGCCGACAUCGGCUGGAUCACAGGACACAGCUACGUGGUGUACGGGCCCCUCUGCAAUGGAGCCACCAGCGUCCUUUUUGAGAGCACUCCAGUGUACCCUGACCCCGGUCGGUACUGGGAGACGGUGCAGAGGCUGAAGAUCACUCAGUUCUACGGCGCCCCCACGGCCGUCCGGCUGCUGCUCAAGUACGGGGACUCCUGGGUGAAGAAGUACGACCGCUCCUCCCUGCGGACCCUGGGCUCAGUGGGAGAGCCAAUCAACCAGGAGGCCUGGGAGUGGCUGUACGACGUGGUGGGGGACAGACGGUGCACGGUGGUGGACACCUGGUGGCAGACAGAGACGGGUGGCAUCUGCAUCUCCCCGCGGCCCUCGGAGGAGGGGGCAGAGAUCAUACCCGCCAUGGCCAUGAGGCCUUUCUUUGGCAUCGUCCCUGUCCUCAUGGAUGAGCAGGGAAAUGUCGUGGAGGGCGGGGACGUCUCUGGGGCUCUGUGCCUCUCCCAAGCCUGGCCGGGCAUGGCCAGGACCAUCUUCGGAGACCACCAGAGAUUCCUGGACGCCUACUUCAAGGCUUAUCCAGGCUACUACUUCACCGGGGACGGCGCCUACCGGACCCCGGAAGGCUACUACCAGAUCACAGGGCGGAUGGACGACGUGAUCAAUAUCAGUGGCCACCGGGUGGGGACGGCCGAGAUCGAGGACGCUCUGGCUGACCACCCUGCGGUGCCGGAGACGGCCGUCAUCGGCUACCCCCAUGACAUCAAGGGAGAAGCCGCGUUUGCCUUCAUCGUGCUGAAAGAGGACGCGGGUGACGCAGACACGGUGAUGAAUGAGCUCCGGUCCGCGGUGGCCACCAAGAUUGCCAAGUACGCGGUGCCCGAUCAGAUUCUGGUAGUGAAACGUCUUCCAAAGACGCGGUCUGGGAAAGUCAUGCGGAGGCUCCUGAGGAAGAUCAUCACGGACAAGGCCCAGGACCUGGGGGACACCACCACGCUGGAGGACCCCAGCGUCGUCACAGAGAUCCUGAGUGCCUACCACAAGUACAAAGACAAGCAGGCGGCCGGCCCGUGACGGGCUUUGCCGAGACCCGGCGCCAACCUGUGCUCCAGACACAGCUCCAAGCUGGGAGAUUCCUGGCCAUCCCAUGUGUGUCCCCCCAGCACAGAGCCCACACCGCCCUUAAUGUGAAGUCCCAACGUCCCCGCCUUCCCUCCCCUGGAGAGUCCUUGGCGAGGCCCCCUCAGCAGUGGGGAGCUUCUUUCCACUUGCCCCGACCUGGGUUUCCUGGGGGGAAGCUGCUGUCACCUCGUCCCCAUGUCCUCUCCAGACAGCGUGGGAAGGCGGGGCACCUGGUGCAAGUGCCUGCUCAGAUGACUGGGAACGAGAAGCAGUCAUUUCCCCCCAGGUGUUUCUAGGAACGAAAGGGAGAAAUCUUACUAUUCUUUUACAUUUUAGAGGAAUGGUGCAGACACACGUGCAGUGUGUGGUUCACUUGUACACUCUAACAGUUACGAAAAGCUACUUUUUCGCCUCUGCUCGUGGGGAAACGUGCACUUUUAGGUACUGUUUGGCAUAUUUGAAAUAUGAAUUGCAAAUGUUUGUACCUCUGAACACAGCUGUCUUGAGACCUUUCAAGCCU